Molecule: messenger RNA, 2217 nt
Organism: Sycon ciliatum
Lineage: Eukaryota; Metazoa; Porifera; Calcarea; Leucosolenida; Sycettidae
Exons: 1
Coding region: 1-2217 (738 amino acids)
Molecular function (GO): nucleotide binding; nucleic acid binding
Source: RefSeq, a predicted model, not a curated record
AUGACAAGUCAGUGUUUCUACCGGGGUGUUGAUGCUAUGGAUGUAUUCUUUGAUAAACUCAAAAAUGAGGAGAAGAAAAUCCAAUCAGCACUCAAUAAUCCAGCACCGAUGGAUCUCACUAAGGAACAAGAAGAAUUGUUCAGAGAGACAGAAGACUGUUGGAUUUGUAAAAAGAAACUUGGUGAGGACAGAGUCCGUGAUCACGACCACAUCACUGGUGAUUUCCGCGGUGCCGCACACAACGACUGUAACAUCAAACUCAGAAUUUAUCCAUACAAGCAGCACAUCCCUGUGGUUUUUCACAACCUGAAGGGCUAUGACAGUCAUCAUCUCAUUGGAGCAAUCGGAAAGACAGAUGUUGAGACCGUCACAUACACAAACAAGAAUGGUGUACGUAAGAGUAAAACUGUGGGUGAGAUAUCAGUCAUUCCCAACAACAUGGAGAAAUUCAUCUCAUUCACAUGGAGACAGUUCCGGUUCAUCGACAGCUGCCAGUUUCUCAAUGCGUCACUCAAUAGACUGGUGAAAACGACACCAGAUGAGCCAUUCACUUUCACCAAGACGUUGCCAAACCAUCAGCUGUUGAUGAGGAAAGGAGUAUACCCCUAUGAGUACAUGAACAGCUUCUCCAGGUUCGAUGAGACUCAGCUACCAGCACAGAGUAAGUUCUAUUCUUCACUGUCUGAUGAGGGGGUGAGUGACGAUGACUACAAACAUGCUGAGACAAUGUGGAUGAAAUUCGACUGUCAGACUCUUGGUGAUUAUCACGACUUGUAUCUCAAGACUGACGUGUUUCUCUUGGCUGACAUCUUCGAGAAUUUCAGAGUACAAGCUGUCAGAACGUAUCAGCUGGAUCCAGCAAAUUACUACACUUUGCCUGGAUUUGCCUGGGAUGCUCUGUUAAUGUACUCAGGUGUGUCCUUGGAAUUACUAACAGACUAUGAUCAGCACUUGUUUGUAGAAUCAGGAAUGAGAGGUGGUGUGUCGAUGGUCUCACAACGAUAUGCUGCUGCUAAUAAUCACUAUCAGGAGAAAUUUGAUGUUGAUCAGCCAUCGUCAUUUAUCCAGUAUCUCGAUGCCAACAAUCUCUAUGGUUGGGCAAUGUCACAGCAUCUCCCAGUGUCUGAUUUUCGGUGGGAGAAACCAUCAGAGAAACUCCUGAACAAUAUACUGAAUACUCAAGAUGAUUCCUCAUCGGGGUAUAUCGUCGAGUGUGAUCUGGAUUAUCCACACGAACUUCAUGAGGAGCACAACGAUUAUCCAGUUGCUCCGGAACGUCUUUCCGUCAAUGAGGACAUGCUAUCUCCAUACCAGCAAGAGCUUGUUGAUAAACUCAAUUCUUCAGGAGUAGAUGCUCUCAAACUUGUACCAAACUUGAGGGACAAGACAAAGUACGUUCUCCAUUACCGAAACUUGAAACUCUACACUCAGCUCGGACUACGUUGUGUCAAAAUUCAUCGUGCUCUGAAAUUUACUCAGACACCGUGGCUGAGAAACUACAUCGAGAAGAAUACAGACCUCCGGAAGAAGGCACAGGAUGAUUUCUCUAAGGACUUCUAUAAACUGAUGAACAAUGCGGUGUUUGGGAAAACUAUGGAGAACGUUCGGAGGAGAGUCAACAUAAAAUUGUUGAGAAGUCGUGAGGAGAAGAAAAUCAAACAGCUUGUUGCCAAACCAACGUACAACCGCCAUGUGAUCUUCAACGAUGACCUGGUCGGGGUACAAAGUAACAGGACAAAGGUCGUCCUCAAUAAGCCCAUAUAUGUUGGGAUGUCGAUUUUGGAUCUCUCAAAGACACUCAUGUAUGACUUUUACUACAAUCACCUGAAAGCGAUGUAUGGCUCUGAUGUGAGACUCUUGUACACCGAUACAGACAGCUUGGUUCUUCAUUUCUUUACUGAUGAUCUGUUUGAUGACAUGAGUGAGUUUCUUGAGAAGUAUGAUACAAGCAAUUAUGAUCAAUCACAUCCGUUAUAUUCCGAGAAAAACAAGAAAGUUGUUGGCCUGUUCAAAGAUGAACUCGGUGGGAAACUGAUAACUGAGUUUGUAGGACUUCGCUCCAAGAUGUACAGUUACUCUGGUGAGGAAAGUGGAAAAAGAGCAAAGGGGGUGAAAACAGCAGUGCUCAAGAAAACUAUCACACAUGAUGAUUUUCGAAAUUGUCUCUUGGAUCAAUCCGUGUUCCAUCGAGAAAUGACAACACUCCCGGAGUCAUAG